Messenger RNA from Pseudomyrmex gracilis, 4391 nucleotides. RefSeq names its product potassium/sodium hyperpolarization-activated cyclic nucleotide-gated channel 1-like. The record is from RefSeq and is a predicted model, not a curated record. The coding region runs from base 1 to 3819 and encodes 1272 amino acids. The transcript has 16 exons. Gene Ontology annotation, cellular component: intracellular cyclic nucleotide activated cation channel complex; plasma membrane. Gene Ontology annotation, molecular function: cGMP binding; intracellularly cAMP-activated cation channel activity; intracellularly cGMP-activated cation channel activity. Gene Ontology annotation, biological process: monoatomic cation transmembrane transport. NCBI's taxonomy places the organism in Eukaryota, Metazoa, Arthropoda, Insecta, Hymenoptera, Formicidae.
AUGUCCUCGGGCGCCAAGCGACUGGUGCAGUCGCUUAGGGGCCGUAGCGGGGGCAGAAGUGCCGGCGGCGGUCGUUCCGGCGCCGGUGCCGGGGAGGACUGCGGCGUCGGCGGCGGCGGUGCCAGCACCAGCGCGACGAGGCUCUACUACGACAGCGGGCACGAGCUCGACGAGAUCUCGGUGAUCGGGGCUGCCGUGAGGGGCAACGAGGGGCUGACGACGCCCACCACGCCGUGCCACUACAGGAAUAUCAAGUACGGCAGCGGACAGACGAUUUGCAGCAUCGCCGGAUUGCCCGCCCCCGCCGCGCCCACGCACAAAACACAGACCGGCGUCACAUCGUCCGGUGGUGGCGGUGUGAGGCAUCGUCUGAGCGGCGGCUCUAUAUCCGCCCUGAGCUGCGGGGGCGAGAAGUAUCGGGACGGCAGGAGCGGAAGGAGCGGAGCCGGGAGCGGCAGGGAGAAGGAGGAUGACACCAAGAGCGCGGAGAACGUGUCCAGGGGAGUUUUACCCUCGAGGCAGAGCCUCUUGGACCUCGUCAGCGGUAAAUUCAUGGGCCGACACACACCCACUCACCACUACUACCACCAGCAGCAGCAGCAGCGAUAUUUCAGCUCGUCACGCGACUCGCUUCAGGGGGCGUACGUGAAUCGGGGAGCAAGCGAGCUCGAUUUAAGCCGCAAGCCGAGGAGGAGGGACCACCUGAGGGGCAAAUUCAAGCUGCCGUACACAGUUGCGCUCACGCCCUCGCGUGACCAAUCGCACCUGCAUACACCGGCGUCGGUCAAUCAUCUCAGCAGCUGCAACAGCACUGAAACGAGGUAUACGGUGCAGGAGCAACAACAGCAACGCGGUAGUAGAGGCUACGCCGGGCACUCCGGAUCGAAGAGGACCAUCAUCUUCGAUCCUGCGGGACGUCUCUAUUACUAUUGGUCGAUGGUGGUUUCCAUUGCCUUUCUUUACAACUUCUGGGUGAUCAUCUAUAGGUUUGCCUUCCAGGAGAUCAACGGGGAGACGUGUAUGGUGUGGUUCUUACUGGACUAUUUCUCGGAUACUUUAUACGUACUCGACAUAUUAUUUCACGUGCGAAUGGGAUACUUGGAAGACGGCGUGCUGCAAACCGACACUACGAAAAUGAGAGAACAUUACAUGAACAGCACCAGGUUUUACGUAGAUGUCCUAUCCCUCCUGCCCCUCGACUUUUUAUAUAUAUCUAUAGGAUUUAACAGUAUGCUGCGAAGUUUUAGACUCGUAAAAAUUUACCGGUUCUGGGCGUUCAUGGACAGAACCGAGCGACACACGAAUUACCCGAAUUUGUUUCGCGCCAUCUCUUUGAUACAUAAUUUAUUGAUGAUCUUUCACUGGAACGGAUGCGUCUAUCAUAUUGUUUAUAAGAACAACGGCUUCGGCAGUAAGAACUGGGUGUUCAGUGACUCCGAAACGGCGGAUGUUGUCAAGCAAUACUUGCAGAGCUACUACUGGUGCACUCUCGCUCUAACGACCAUCGGUGAUCUGCCCAGACCAAGAACUAAAGGCGAAUACCUUUUUGUGAUCGGUCAGCUGUUCUUCGGUUUGCUGUUGUUCGCAGCGGUGCUGGGUCACGUCGCAAACAUCGUCACUUCCAUCAGCUCGGCGCGAAAGGAGUUUCAGGCGAAGCUGGACGGCGUGAAGACGUACAUGAGGAUGAGGAGGGUACCGAACCAUUUGCAGGUGAAAGUAAUCAAAUGGUUCGAUUACCUGUGGCUCACGCAGAAGUGCUCGGACGAAGAGAAAGCAGUGAGUUGUCUUCCAGAUAAGCUGAAGGCAGAGAUCGCGAUAAACGUACAUCUGGACACGCUGAGGAGGGUCGAAAUCUUUCAGAACACGGAGGCUGGUUUCCUGUGCGAGCUGGUGCUGCGAUUACGGCCCGUUCUUUUCUCACCUGGCGACUACAUCUGUCGCAAAGGUGAGGUGGGAAAGGAGAUGUACAUAGUGAAUAGGGGCCGACUGCAGGUGGUGGCUGACAACGGGAAGACAGUGCUCGCCACCCUUAAGGCGGGUUCCUACUUCGGGGAGAUCAGCAUUCUCAAUAUGGGGACCGCAGGUAACCGGCGAACAGCCAGCGUGCGCUCGGUUGGCUACUCGGACCUCUUCGUCCUCAGCAAGAAGGACAUGUGGGACGUGCUCAAGGAGUAUCCGGCCGCCAGAGUGCGUCUGGAAGCCAUCGCAGUCAAGAGGCUGGAGAAGUACAAGAGAGCUCCUCUGGAGAAAGCUGCCAUGCCCAGAUGCCAGAGCACGCCCGGUCUGGUGGAGUCGCGGGGUCGCGUGCCGUUGGAGGAGAUGUGGAUAUCGCCGAUCGAUCUCAAGGCCACACACGCGUACUCGACGGCCGCCUCGUUGUUCUCGCCGAGCCCGAGUCCGGUGACGGCGCGUCGUACUGUGCCAACCACGGGGAUCACUGGGGACGCGAGCGUACCUAGGGGCACGGAGAGUCCGACGAGCGCGGCCAGCAGCGGUCCCAGUAGCGAGGAGCAGACGGCCAGGGUGCCGCAUGCGGCCGCCACGCAACCCUCCACCAGAAGGCAGUCCACCGGUAACACGACCUACAACAGCACGACGCAGCUGAUGAGCGAGGGUGCGACGCCUCUGCACGAUGCUCUGCUGGCGGAAAUUCAGCGGCUACGCGAGCGGCUGAAAUGCCUGGAGAGCGAGAACGCGGCGAUGAGCGUCAAACUGAGCCAGCAGCAAUGGGAGGUCGAGCACCGACUGGCCGAAAUCGAGAUGCAGAUCUGCGGUGGCAGUUCGACCUCGAGCGUCGAGGACAACAAUGAGAGAAACCGAGAGAGAUACGGCGUUGACGAUCAGGAAGAGCCGGACGAAGCGAAGGUCUUCAGUGACACGAAGUCGAUUGGUAGCCUGAGCCAGCACUUCUUCGACAGCGACGGCGAGGACGAGCGUUACUACGGUACCUGUAACGGUUACGUCUCGCGGCCCGGCAGCAAGUCAAACCUGCUGCUGUGCAGCGAGUGCGAUCAGAAGACGCGCACCUGCACCUACCAACCGCAAACACCCAGCUCGUACCCCGGCAGAUACGUGGAGGAGCGUAUUGAAGAUCGGCUCCAAGAGCCGGGAACCUCUCGUGCCUAUAGAAGUCCGACGAAGCUGUCCUCACCGCGCUCCUACCGUUCGGAUCAGGAACGCGUGGCGCAGACGUCGCCGCGAUCGUACCGCGAUCCGGAGCAGCCGGUGUCGGUUACGUCACCUCGAUAUCACCCGACGCAGGAACAGCGCGGAAGAAUUGCCAGAGACGCUGAGGACGAUCGAGGUGACGUCGAGAGAGACCGCGACGAGAGUCCGAUCUGCGAGCUCUGCCGGGGUAACGGCUAUGUCGUUGUACACUGCGAGCACUGCGACUUCUCGAGCGACGGCGACCUGAUCUGCUUCCGCUGUCAGAGCGACGAAGGCUCGUCCAACGGUCAGACCUGUCCGCGCUGCGAGCGAGAGGCCGGCAUUGUCACGAAGGCCGCCGGUAAAUCCGGCACAGCGACGGUCGCGACGACGUCCUCUAGUGACGAAGGUAACCACAAGUACCCGGUGGAUGCCGUGGUGAAGAUUCAGGUGAACGACCGUUCGAUCGAUGUCGACUCCGACGAGACCGCCGAGAGCGAGAGCUCCGGCAACUAUCAUCCCCAGCGGGGCGCGAUAGAGAGGCUCGACACCAUCGUCGAGAUAAAGGGCGACACUGCCAGCGAGAACGACGAGGAGAACGGCGGCGGCACGAAGCUCAACGGUACCACUAGCGCCAGAUAUCUCAAUUACAUGAUCGUGCUGUUCCUGUAAAUAGACAACGUUAAGCGACGUUGAACGUCGAAAUUGAACAGCCAGUGGCAAACGUUCAUUUGCGAAUCGAUCGUGCAAACAUUAGAGGGCCGCGACGCGAGCCGCACUGUAAAUAAACUGCCACAGAAUAUAAUUGAUCCGUACGUUAUAGAACCGUAUAGGUUAAUUACUAGAUAGCUUUCGUAAUAGUUAAGAUGCAGAGUUAAAUGAGAGAGAGAGAGAGAGAGAAAGAGAGAGAGAGAGAGAGAGAGAGAGAGAGAGAGAGAGAGAGAAAGAGAGAAAGAGUGCAUGAUUGUGAUCGGCGCGCGCAGUGUAGCCAUGAGCUGAGAUCCGUGACGCAACGGUCGACACGUUUCGAUGCGCGACUCUUCUAGAGCGAGUUCGUGCAAAGAUUAUAAUUACUAUGUCGCACAGAUUAGUCAUUGAAACUUUCUUAACAAGGCCAUAUUGGCACUGUUAUAACCACGUUCUUGAAUAAAAAAAUUAAAAUUUAUACGCAAUGUGUGGCACAUCCAAGGUAGUUUUAUACAUGGACGCAAAUUGGCUAAAAGGAAUUAUAGAUAAUUCGUUAC